Molecule: messenger RNA, 3034 nt
Organism: Sebastes umbrosus (honeycomb rockfish)
Lineage: Eukaryota; Metazoa; Chordata; Actinopteri; Perciformes; Sebastidae
Gene: marchf1
Product: membrane-associated ring finger (C3HC4) 1
Exons: 8
Coding region: 426-2135 (569 amino acids)
Biological process (GO): immune response; antigen processing and presentation of peptide antigen via MHC class II; protein polyubiquitination
Cellular component (GO): late endosome membrane; cytoplasm; early endosome membrane
Molecular function (GO): MHC protein binding; zinc ion binding; ubiquitin protein ligase activity
Source: RefSeq, a predicted model, not a curated record
ACACGCACGCACACACACACACACAUGUUGCGACAACGCACAUUUUCCCUGCCUCCUUCUUUACUGCUCGGCUCCAUCUCAACUCUUCCUCUCUCUCCGUCUCUCUCUCUCAGCAGGAGGGCAGAGGAGUAGGAGGAGGAGGUGGUGCACACUGUUGAGUAGUUUCCCAGUCGUCAUGACGACCUCACACCCCACCAUCUCCAGAGCUGUCUUCCUGUUGCCACGGUGACCUGAUCCCGCUCCAUCUCUCCGCUCCUCUUGAUGAUCCGGAUUGGGCUGAUAAAGGAGAGCGAUCCUUUCCCCUGAAAACAGCCCUUGGAUGGGACAGCGGAUCACAAGCAGGGACAGGGUUCGGAGGACAGGAAGGUGCGGCGUGCUGGGAAUGCUGCUGGAGUAACACCGGAGCGUUGCCUGGAAACAGCAGCAUGCCAAUACAACAGAUAACUGUGGUUCCGGCCAAGGAGACAGCCAACAACGGCAAGAGUGCUGCUCGCUCCAAAGACAAGGCUGAGGGGAGGAAGGCCCCUGGGCGCUCAGGGAGUCGAUCCAGCAACAUCUCCAAGGCCAGCAACUCUACAGCAGGACCAACUACAGCCUCAAGAACAUCAAUCACCCCGUCUUCUCAGGACAUUUGCAGUUCUAGCCAGCUGACCCGUUUAGAGGAGGAUGUUUCUGAAUCGCACAAACACAACAAGCACCCACACACCUCUGUGAUGGCCACCACCAGCACGACUCUGGCCUCGUCGGCUCAGGCGCAGAAGAAGCAGGUGAAGCGCCGUCACCGCCGCAAGAGAAGCAGCUGCACCGCCGACGACUGCGUGGAAACCAACGGCAAGCAGGAGCAGAGCGACCGCAGCCACAGCUCUGACCGCAGCGAGCACGGGGAGAAGAGGGAGCGGUCUGCCAAGAACCGGAGAGAGCUCCCGCCUCGCCUCCGCUGCUCGGGGGCCCCGCAGUCAGACUCCACCUCUGGGGAUGAGGCUUUGCGCGAAGCCCGCAGCUGGAGCAAAGAGAAAGCCCGAAGAGUGCGUCGCCGCAGCGGAAGCGACCGAGAGAGGGAUGGAGAGAACGGGGGUAAAGGAGUAGAAGACAAAGCAGAGGUGAUGGAGCUGCAGUCGAUGGGCUCGGAUGAAGGGAAGGAGAACCAGCCUCAGGUGGAGGACAGCGGAGGCCUCAAGAAGCGCCACGGGAGCAGGACCUCCGUGAAGAGAGACAGCCACGUUUCACAGAGGGAAAGCUCACACAGCAGAGAGAAGGAGAAGUGCUACAAGUCAGGAGACAGCUCCUCAUUGGCAGAGGACGGCGAGGAGCUCAUCACCAAGAGCUACCAGGAAAAGGGGUCAGGUGGUGGGGACAUGGCAGUGCCCACGCCACAGAAACCCUGCAUGAAUGGAGGCACGUUCCGGCAGUACUCUGAUGACUCUGAGACUGAGGUCUGCAGGAUCUGCCACUGUGAGGGGGAUGACGAGUGCCCGUUGAUCAUGCCUUGUCGCUGCACAGGGAGCCUGAGUUUCGUCCACCAGACCUGUCUCAACCAGUGGAUCAAAUCCUCAGACACUCGCUGCUGUGAACUCUGCAAGUUUGACUUUGUUAUGGAGACGAAGCUCAAACCUUUAUUCAUGUGGGAGAGGCUAAACAUGACGAAGGGCGAGAGGAGGAAGAUCUUCUGCUCAGUGUUGUUUCACCUGAUAGCAUUAGUGUGUAUGUUGUGGUCGGUCUACGUUCUGGUCAAGAGAACCGCGGAAGAGAUCAGACUUGGGAAGAACGACGAGUUACGGAGAUUUACCCUUCUGAAGUACUAUACGGAAGGGGGUGUGCUGGAGUGGCCCUUCUGGACCAAGCUCAUUGUGGUGGCCAUAGGCUUCACGGGCGGCCUCAUCUUCAUGUACAUCCAGUGUAAAGUCUACCUGCAGCUGUGGCGCCGCCUUAAGGCCUUCAACCGCAUCAUCACUGUGCAGAACUGCCCCGAGAAAGAGCUGCACAACCCUCGGGCCCGAACCAGCACCCUGACCAACGGCAGGCACGAAACGGUGGAGGUUCCAGUCAGUCCGGCCCCCGUCCCGGCUCCAGAGGUACAGACGGACUCGGACAUGUCAGUGGAGGAUGCGGUGGCGCCCGCACAAAACCCCGUCUGAACGAUUCUCCUCCCGCUCAGAAAGAGUCCCGAAUCUCAUCCUGCUCAUCCGACAACACAAGCUGGUGUGAGCAGCGCGUGAUUUAGACUCGUACAAUGUUUUAGUGUUGUUCAUCUCAGCUCCGGUGAUUACUGAUCUUGAGACACAAGAGACAGAUUUUUCAGUGAUCACGGAAAACUGAGAGGCUGAAGGGCUGCGGUGACGUGAAUGUGCAAAGUAACGAAGAAGGUGGCAGGACAGAAAAGAGGAGAAAAAAGGAGGCGAGGAGAUGUAAAGGAAAAAAAAGCCAUCAGCAAGAGACGUUUGUAAAGACUGUAGUUAUGUGAUAUAUUGAGUUUUAUUCCUGUAUGCACUUUCUCAAACUGCACUGACAUGAGUCGAAGGUGUGAACACCCUGUGGAUGCUAUUAAAGGUCUCAGUAUGCUUCAAACGAACCUCAGACGACACGUCUUGCAACCGUGUCUUAAGGCCACACGUGGUUGCUGCGAGGAACUGUACAAACGGGGACAACACUCUCUGAAGUCUCUCCUCAAAGGCAUUCAUAGUUUUGCAAUUUGAUGUAUCCAUGGGAAAAAUGAUGGAAGCGGUUGUGCAGAGAAUGCAGAAAAACAAAAACUUGUAUGACAAGUUCACACCUCCGCACACCAGGCUGUUGACACGUAAAAGGGCGGAUACCGUGUGAAAACAGAAACAGUGUACGUACAUGCAGUUCUGUUUUUGACACAUUGGAUGUCUGAUUGUUCAAAUUAGAUUGUUAGAUGAUACGAUAUGCACUUAAUGACGUCUUAAAGGCCGGGGGAAGGUUAAAAAAAAGCAGACAAGUGUUCAUAGUUUUUCCAAACAGCUACACUCAUCUUUGACAUGGUGUCAUAGAAACGUGGUAGUCAUUAAAAUGGAAA